CACCUUAUUGCACCGCUGGCAGGGUAAAGAAAUGCAUGGGAAGUACUACAACUUCUCCCCUUCAGGGGAGAAGUUAAGUCAAGUUGGACCAGAUGGGAUGGUGAGGGUGUGGGACACUGCCACAGGUGUCCUGGACCAUGAGUACCAGCCGGCCAGUCACCUCAUGGCCAAGCCAUCGUGUAUCCAGUAUUCCCCCCAGGUCAGUCCAAAGAAGAUGAAUAAGAAAGCAAAGGGAGAUGGAAGGAGCAGCGUCCUGGCCGUGGCCACCCUCCAGGGCACAGUGUUGGUGUACAGCCCAGAGAAAAGGGAGCUGCUGGCCACCCUGGACCAUUCACAGCCACAGGCAGUGGUGGACCUGGCAUGGUUCAGCUCCACAGAGCUCUUCACCCUCUCAGCAGACAACACCGUGGUCAAGUGGAAUGUGGUCACAGGGGAAAAGCUAUGGUGUGUGGAAGUGAGUGGCGGAACCUCCCUCUGUGCACUGGGUCCAAGGAACUUUUGUGUAGCCAAGAGCAGGAUUGAAUUCCUGUCUAUGAUGAAGGCAGGACGAGUGAAAGUAAAGAAGAAUUUCACCGGCCACACUUCCCAGGUGGCACAGCUGCUCCCACUGCCCACAGAGAGUGACCCCGUCCGGUACUUCCUUUCGUCCUCCACCGAUGACAGAUUUGUCUACGCUUGGGAUUUGAAUAGUGAAGGUGGGGACCCUGUGGCAAGCUUCAUGGUGAGGGACCAGGUGGCAGGGGUGGAGGCGGUGGAGCUGCAGAACAACACCGUGACUCUGGCAGUGACCACCCAACGAGGCUCCCUGGUCCUGUUCAACCAGCACCUCAAUGGCCACACCAACAACACAGUGGUCAAGAGGAUGGGACGGUUGCAAAUCCUGCAGGAGGGCAAGGAGGAGAAGGUGAUGCUGCCCAUUAUCACCGCUCACUUCUGCAAGGACAUUGACCACAGCCUCAUCAUCGCCUACGGGAACUCCACCAUGCUCAAGUUUGAACGGAUAAGUGCAAAGGAGAUCACCGGCAACAAGCAACUCCUUCGUGCAGCCCCUGAGUCCGUAGCGCCCAAGAAGUCCGCCCUGGCAGAGACCAUAACCCCCAAGAUGACCCGGGACACUACUGUUAUUGGCCCGGGACACCUGACGAUCGCCCAAGCAGAUGAGUCAAGGUGGGACAGAAAAAGGAAACAGGGAGAUGAGGACGGCACCCUGGCACUCCCCAUGGAUGAGCGGCUCAACGCGCUGGUCCUGGAUAAGCCUACAGACAGCGCCGCCACUCAGGUCCCCAAAACUGACAACCAAAUACACUUACUACUGCAGGGUCUACACAGCAAGGAUGGAAGGAUCCUGCAAAGCAUUCUUAGCUGUGGGAACGAGACCAUGGUUACCAACACAGUGCGAAGACUGCCAGCACCUGCUGUGGUGCCCCUCCUGAAGCAUCUGCAGACUCUCUUCAUGGGCAAAGGACACAAGAAUGCAGCAUACGUCACCUGGGUGCGGCUAGUCCUGUACCACCACAUGAGCCACCUCUCCACGCUACCUGACCGUCAGGAGCUGCUGCGGCCAUUCUACUCCAUCAGUGCCUCCCGUGUGGCUACCUUCAUGCAGUUAAUGGAACUUCACGCACGGCUGGACCUGUCCCUCACCCACGUGGCCACCAAGCAUCACGAGGCACAGCAGGCGCAGGUGGAGCCCAGUGCACUGCUCAUCUAUAGGGAAGAGGAAUCCGAUGAGGACGAGGAGAUUGAGGUUCCCGCCGGAAUCUCAGAAUCAGAGGACAACUGGGAGGAACUUUCAGACUUUGGGGAGGUGAAUGGACACUCCGAUUCUGACUAUGAUGAUGUGUUGCAUCCUCGCUCCUCCAAACGUGGCCUGGAGGAAGAUGAGGAAGAGGAGGAUGGGGGAGAAGAGGUGGAAGAGAUUGAGGACAGUGAAGAAGAGGAUGGCAGUGAAAAGGACAGUGAAAGUCAAAGUGAUAUGACAGUGGACGUGAACGAAAGUGACAGUGACAAUAGUGAUAGUGACGAGUGAAGGAGUGGCAAGAUCCCACUAGCUAUUUUUAUAAUUGUUUUUUCCUACCAGUUGUGCUGUGAGGAGGUGGUCAUUUCUGCUGCUGCUGCUGCUGCUACUGUUAGGGAUGUGGCAGUGUCAGGUAUCUUUACUAUUAAAUUAAGGGAGUUUUAUUUGGGUUUUUAAGAGUACACACACACACACACACACACACACACACACACACACACACACACACACACACACACACACACACACACACACACACACACACACACACACACACAUUCAGGCCAUUUCCUAAUGUGUUCCUUAGUUUUUUUAUGGGCAUCUUAUCAAGCAGAAAACUAAAUUAAUUCUGCAGGUAUGAAUAUUUGCAAGGAGGCGACACAGAAUGUUUAUUUGUUGUCCUGUCAGUCUCUGAAGUGAAGUGUGCCAUUCAUUACUGUCAUUGGUAUCGCUCCUCCUCCUCCUCCUCCUCCUCCUCCUCCUCCUGUACUUCACAUCUUUGUAUUCAGGCUAUCAUUUCAGAUACAGGUUUCUUAAUAUACUCAAACAUAUGAUUUACUCACACACAAACACACACACAAUAGGACCACACCACAGUUUGCAGCAUUGGGGGAUUUUUAUUUAUUUAUUUUUAUUAUUAUAAUUUUUUCAUAUAAACCAGCCGCUAAUUACAAAAAAAAAUAUUUUCUGCCCCAAAAUUUAAUUAAGAAAGAUAGAAAGUCAGAAAAAAAAAAAGUUAAGUUUGUAUGAUUUUAAUGCAAACAUAAUAAAGUGAUGACUUGUUA
This is a messenger RNA of Scylla paramamosain (green mud crab), 2802 nucleotides long. RefSeq names its product WD repeat-containing protein 43-like. The transcript is spliced from 11 exons. Bases 32 to 2029 code for a protein of 665 amino acids. Gene Ontology annotation, molecular function: protein binding. Gene Ontology annotation, biological process: maturation of SSU-rRNA from tricistronic rRNA transcript (SSU-rRNA, 5.8S rRNA, LSU-rRNA). Lineage: Eukaryota; Metazoa; Arthropoda; Malacostraca; Decapoda; Portunidae. The record is from RefSeq and is a predicted model, not a curated record. Gene Ontology annotation, cellular component: nucleolus.